AUGCCGGAGAUGACCCCAUCCAGCUUCUCCCAGAUUUCGAAUUUUGUAUAUAACCAGCAACCCCUUCUUCCUGAAACCUCCCAGUCAGUGCAGAAGCUGGAAUCGACAAAGGAGGAAGGCCCAUCUUCCUCAAGCUGGGAGGAAUAUAUAAAAGCAGAUGGCCCAGCCCGUGACCGAACUCCCUCCAACCAGUUGCUAACGCGUGGGCUUGAAGCCCAGAAUGAGCAACUUCAGCUGAACCAGGAGCGGCUGUCCCCUUCUUAUACUAUAAAGGCCGAUCAUGAACACAUUCCCCAAAGUCAAUCGAGUGUGACCCCUGGGAACAACCCGAAAAACAAUGCGGCUUCAGCACCAGACACCAUCGACCCAAGACUGUUCGGUGCCAACUACGACGCGCGAACAUUCGCCAAGAAGUCCCCUUGA
Molecule: messenger RNA, 423 nt
Organism: Fusarium coffeatum
Lineage: Eukaryota; Fungi; Ascomycota; Sordariomycetes; Hypocreales; Nectriaceae
Exons: 1
Coding region: 1-423 (140 amino acids)
Source: RefSeq, a predicted model, not a curated record